This is a messenger RNA of Hydractinia symbiolongicarpus, 2567 nucleotides long. RefSeq lists its product as uncharacterized. The coding region runs from base 956 to 2242 and encodes 428 amino acids. Gene Ontology annotation, biological process: potassium ion transmembrane transport. The transcript has 9 exons. The record is from RefSeq and is a predicted model, not a curated record. Gene Ontology annotation, cellular component: voltage-gated potassium channel complex. Lineage: Eukaryota; Metazoa; Cnidaria; Hydrozoa; Anthoathecata; Hydractiniidae. Gene Ontology annotation, molecular function: delayed rectifier potassium channel activity.
CUUUGAAAGGUGUUUUUAUCAGAUGAAAUAAAGAUAAUAGUUAAACUUUAAGUUACAAAAUAUUUUCCCUAAAGGCUAACGCUAAUAAUGAUGUUAUAGUCUCGCGGAGCAGCUUGCGUUGUUGGGUUUUUAUGAUAGCUGUUUUUGUUUUUGUUUUUGUUGUUGUUGUUAUUGUUUAUUUCGCUGGUUCUUAUUGUUAUUGUUGUUGCUGUAAUAAAAUUGAUGUCUACUGUAUUAUCCCUGCAAUCUUCGCGCCGUAUUAAAUCAAUAUGAUGAAAAUAAGUUAUUAUUGAAGAUUAGCAGUAAGACAAGCCUAGUUUGUCAUUUGUUGAAAACUGAAGUAGUUUAGCUUUAUCCAGACUAACCUUGUUCAUUUCCAAAGACUGCAAGGCGUUUAGGGUUUGUUGUAUUGAGCUAUCAUAGUUUGUAUAAGAAACGCAUCGCUUCAUUUAACCUUUGAACUCCUGUCAAGUUUUUAGUCAUUUUAGAAAUAAUAGUCAUUCAACAACGAUUUAUUUAUUCAUGUGGAGAUUGAGUUGAAACAUUGUUAAUGCAAUUUUUAGGGUAAUGGACUGCCAGUACCAAUAAAGUAAUCUUAAUGUUUAGACAGAAUAUCAGAGAACAAACCAAUCAAAACGUGUGAAUGACUCAUGGCAAACAUAGAGAUGCAGUAAAUAAUGCAAUAAUAUAUGUUUUUCUCGACUGAUAUCCUAUCAGUUCAAAAAUUUGCAGUGAAGUGAUGUACAUGUACAAUAUUACAGGUAGUAAUGCAGUUCUUAAUUCGAGUUUUCUUGCUAACUCUUAACCUACGUACUCUUCUUGGUUUUGGUAUUGACCACCAUGAGUACAACAAUGUGGAAUGUACCAAUCGAUUCGAAUAUCGACAUUUGUUCAAGCGACGAUUUAAGAAUUGCCAGGAUACCAUUAAACAUUAAUUUAUAAUGCGUUAUGUGGGAUGAAUCUUACCAUUGCUUACAGUUUGCACCCUCCUUACGUCUUUCAUGAUCAUAAUGGAGAAGUGAGAGGCAUUUUACCAGAUAUGAUGAGAUAUGCACUUGAAUCUUGCUGCUUUGAUUGCAACAGCAUUAAUUUUAUUGGUCCAUUCAAUCACAUGGAAAAAUUCUAUAAGGAUGCUUCCAUAGUUAUACCAAUCCAGAUAUCGAUUGCGAAUAAAAAAUACUACAGUCACAACUACGUACAUAUGGUUGCUGUCAAGGCUGUUGCAUUUCUUGGUCCUCCUGUAAUUCACAGCUCAGAGAAAAUAGCAAAGGUUAUUUUUCAGUCCAUUUUUAAUACUUGGCCACUGUUUAUAACGGCGCUUAUGAUGACUAUUACAGCUGGUGUUAUCAUGUGGCUACUGGAUGGUGGGGCGAAUUCAAGAGAAUUCCCGGAUUCUUUUCCAAGAGGUCCAUGUGAGGGAUUUUGGUGGGCCUUUAUUUCAAUGACUACUGUUGGAUACGGAGACAAGUCUCCAAAAACAACAAUGGCUCGAGCAUUCGCUGUCAUUUGGAUCACUGCAGGCAUCAUUAUAUUUUGCUUGUAUACAGCGUUCCUCACUUCGAACCUAACAUCAGCAAUCAUAUCUUCACAGCAAAUAUCACUAUAUCAAAAAACUAUAGCUGUACUUAAUACAACGACUGUUGGUAUCAUAGCAACGGUUAACGAAAAUGCAAACUUUAAAGAGUACAGCUCUGUUUGGCAUAUAGAGGAAGCUUUAAAUAAUGGUGAAGUUGAUGCUAUUGCGUUGGAUGAAAACAUCGCCAACUUUUAUAUGGAACAUAUUUUAACAAAACAAGUACCAGACAUAACAUUGUAUCAUCGUAGCAAUAUGUACGGCAGCUCGUAUGGUAUGUUGACUCUUAAUAGCACAUGGUCUCCAUUCUUCUCAUCUUUCUUUGAAAGUAAUGAUGAUCAAAGGGAUAGAAUGGCAACAUUGGCUCUGAAAGAUCACAGGCACGGAGUUCAACUAAAAACAGCUGACAAGAUAAUAGAAUUCUUCACUUCAACUCAAAGCUUUACAAUCUCGUUAAUCAUUUUGGUAGCGUUGACUAUUGCAGUCAGUAUCGCUGGAUUGCUUAUGAAAUGGAUCCAGAGAAAAAUAUCCUUCUCAGUUAAAAAUGACAAGAUUGAUCUUGAGUCAACUAGAAUCAACGUGAAAAAUGAAGAUGAACUUCUAAACCUCGCCGAAGAAAUUAUCAAAAAACUGACUGAAACAAUUAGAAAGAAGAAGUCUGUUAUUUAAUCACGUGUAAUUAUGUAAUAAUGUGUACAUGUUUUAUAAAACUUUUUUUGCCAGAAGAGAAUUUUAUACCUGUUUGUGUCACCAUCCUCGUGGCAAAAACUGUCACUCGGCAUUUAUUAAUUUGCAAAGAAAAAUUGAUAGCGAAGGUGUGAGUUCUUAGUAUGGCAAGUCAUGUUGCAAACAUUUGGUGGAGCAUUUACAUCGAUGCACACAAAUGUCUUCAGAGACUAAAUUUUUCACAACUUUGAUUUUACAAAAAAUAAUGGCCACAACUUGUUAAUAUCAUGACAUGGCAAAUAUGGUUGCAGCACCUUUUUUUAACAAA